Messenger RNA from Penicillium angulare, 1959 nucleotides. RefSeq names its product ankyrin repeat domain-containing protein. The record is from RefSeq and is a predicted model, not a curated record. The coding region runs from base 1 to 1959 and encodes 652 amino acids. Gene Ontology annotation, cellular component: cytoplasm; nucleus. The transcript has 2 exons. Gene Ontology annotation, molecular function: protein binding. Gene Ontology annotation, biological process: regulation of barbed-end actin filament capping. NCBI's taxonomy places the organism in Eukaryota, Fungi, Ascomycota, Eurotiomycetes, Eurotiales, Aspergillaceae.
AUGGCUGCAAUGGUUAUGUCCAACAAUGAGCCGCUACACCAAAUCGCGGCGUUGAAAGAAUCAACAAACUUGCUCCACGAAAGCUCGACCCAGUCGGGACUUACCUACCAUGCGAAGGAGGAGCUUCGGCAACUUCUCACGGUCAUCUGUCUUUCAGAGCGACACCUAGAAACUCAACGGAGUACGGAGCCAAGCGUGCAGAAGAAAUUGCAAGUCUACCAGUCUAUUCUGGAGGACUUGCAGAAACUUCAAAAAUGUACCGGGGCUGUAGACUCUCAGAGCGUUAUUGAAGAUAUCCGUGCUCUGCUUUCUGAUGUGGUCUUUGGCCUCAGUAUCAUGAACGCACAUAUGAUAGUAUCUUCCCAGAACAGCAUGAACUUAAUGUUGCGCGACUACAUUAUUGAAGUUGCUACCCGAAGGCGAGAUGCCUACGUUUUAUCUAGUAUUUUCAAUGCAGAUUCGGAGUGGGAGAAAGACAAGGCUUGGGAAAAUCUACAAAAAGAACUCGAGGAUUUUGGAAUGACACCAGAGCAAUCAGGGCAAGAGCAGGACUUUAUCCUUAUGACUCUUCGGAAGGCAGCCCUCGAGAGUAGGCUUCUAGGAAACAUUGUUUACAAGCCGUCCGCUCUCGACAUUCCCGAUGCUCCAUCACCAACGACAUUCACCAACUCGUCAAAUGCAGGUGGCAGCUCCUCGUCGGUAUAUUCAAACAGCUCAAGCGAAUCGCCCUCAUCAGAAGCCUCCGAAAGGGCGUCCCAGCUAGACUUCCAAAUGCCCGUCUCAGUGAACGUUGGGGCUAAACAAAAACAACGUCUCACAUUGCAAACUUUCGGGCUUGAUGAUUUCCGCGACCACGAUCCUUCAACCCUCGCAUUUCAUUAUGCUCAAGACGCAAUCAUGUCAACUUCACCGGGACCCAUUGCUGAAGCCUCAGAACCGAACUUAUUAAAACCCAGCGCAAUGGAUACGGAUACGCCGGUCAUACCAAACUUUAUCCCCGGAGACACAACAGACGACGAGUUCAGAUGCCGUUCUGCGUCAGAGGGCAAUAUCAUAGCUACUCCCUCAACGCCCACACCUCAAACCAUAACCCAGGUUACGGCUGGCAACUUGAAAGGCAAGAGGCCUGGUCUCAUGAGUCGCAUGAAGUACAAGAUGAGUAGCAACAAGGAUGAUUUCAGUGGCCUGAUUAAGUCCGGCGAUGUGGAAGCAAUCAAGACUGCGCUUGAUCGAGGCGCCAGUGCGAAUACCGAGAACUCUCUGGGCCAGCCGAUUCUCAUCGUCGCCGUCUCGAACGGUCAUCAAGAAGUUGUCACCGUGCUCCUCGACUACGGUGCAAGAGUAGACACGAUAGGAGCAGCUGGUGAUACAGCGCUCUCGUUGGCUACUUCGCGCGGAUUCGAAGACAUUGCCCAAAUGCUACUUACUCGGGGUGCGAAUCCCAAUGCUGCGACACACUGUGGAAAAACAGCCCUCUCCCAGGCCGCAGUGACAGGAAAUAUGACAUUGGCACACCUCCUCCUGGACUUUGGUGCCGAAAUCAACGCUUACACUGUAACCGGAGAGACGGCUCUUUCAUACGCCGCUGGAAAUGACCACUAUGAAGUUGCUGAAUUGCUUCUUGUCAGAGGGGGAUCUCCUGAUAAAGUCGGCCCUGGCGGUCAGACACCUCUCUUCAAGGCUGUUGACAAUGAAAGCCUUCGCAUGGUAGAGCUAUUGCUGGACAAUGGCGCAGAUCCAAACAAGGCUAGCCGCAACCAGACUCCUCUGAAAUUUGCCAUUCGCGAAUGCAAGAAUGAUGUUCUGUCGUUGUUCAUUCGAUAUGGAUUUUAUAACACAGGCUACCGCAAGAACGCGAACAGACGAGCUAGCAGGGUUGGCAUGGGGGGACUGAGCAGUAUGGCCGCUGGCGCUGCUGAAAUCGGCGGGUCUUCUCAAUUAAGAUUCCAGGGUGUUUAA